Molecule: messenger RNA, 1333 nt
Organism: Eucalyptus grandis
Lineage: Eukaryota; Viridiplantae; Streptophyta; Magnoliopsida; Myrtales; Myrtaceae
Exons: 6
Coding region: 38-937 (299 amino acids)
Biological process (GO): microtubule organizing center organization; spindle assembly; microtubule nucleation
Cellular component (GO): mitotic spindle microtubule
Source: RefSeq, a predicted model, not a curated record
AAGAGAGAGGGAGAGGGAGUUGGUGGAGGUGGUGGCAAUGGCGAUGGGGAGCGAGGCGACGACGUGGGUGGGGAAGAAGCCGCUGCGGCGGAUCGGGGGCAUGUCCGAUGCCCUCUCCAUCGCCUCCGAUCUCGGCUUCUCCAUGUCAGCUCCUCGAUCGCAGGAAGAAGUCCAAAACUUGACCUUGAGUAAUGGUGAAAAGGGUGAUGACUUGAUAAGGGUUCUAAGGGAGCUCACUGCAGUGCAAAGAAAAAUUGCAGAUCUGCAGGUGGAACUUCAGGGCAGAAAGGAUGAUAGAAACGUGUCACACUUGACACAUGUGAGCGAGAUGGAGAAGAAGAUUGAGACUUUGGCAAGGAUCACAACAAUAUUGAAAGAUGUUAUUCAAAAUAAGGAUCGCAUCAUAGCUCGGCUACAACAACCCUAUUCCCUUGAUUGUAUUCCAGUGGAAGCAGAAUACCAGAAACAAUUUUCAGAAUUGCUGAUGAAGGCUGCCGGCGACUAUGGUGCCUUGACAGCAUCUGUUGGGGAUUUCCAAUGGAGCCAGAACUUCAAGGAACCUCCUUCAGUUUGGGGGGAAAUGCUUCGCCCUAUUCCUGUGGCCUUAGCAUCAUGCACCAGAUUCUUCGAGGCUAUGUCUGCCAUGAGAGAGUCGUUUGCCACCCUUCAAAAGCUGAGAGUGGGUCAAUCUUUCCCCUCUUUGCCCGCGACACCAAGUGGGGAUCCCUCACAGAAAAUCCUAGGAGUGUCCGACUGCGUCACUCCACCUUCCUGGAGAAAUGAGUCAAGCAUCGAUGACUUAGCCAUCAGGAGCAGGAGAGGACAAGGAAUUGAGCGUCCUGAAGACGACAACAGCGAGGUUGCGGAGCACCAUCCUGCCGAUGGCACGGGUAACCGGAGAUUGUCCUGGCCUCCGAUAAAGAAGGGCAGUGCCUAGUUCGAAGGCAAGGAUCUCCCAUUCGUUUGUAAAGGCUAAUGAUUUAUCGGUUCUUCUGAUCAAACCCAUUGGAAACCUGUAAAAUAACACUGAAACCACGGUUCACUGUGAGCCUGUGAAUUGAUGGGAAUGUGCCAUUGGAUGGCAUUAUUUCCUACAUACACUAAGGAAUUGUUCAACGAUUCGAUGGAGUAGAGUGAUCUUGAAGUCUUUCGGAUGUGUAUCGUUUUCAUACAUUAUUUGGACGUCGCCUCUUGACCAGAAAUGUGCCUAUGAUGAUGUGUUCAUGGGCUGUUCGAUGGAGAGGACGGCAACGUUUUUCCUAGAUGUGGCGCAAUCGAGGCAUUGCGUGCUUGGACCUCCAAAUGAAUUGUGGCUGCAGUUCUCCCUUCUUUA